AUGUUGGGGUUAUUAGAGCGUCUUGCUCAGGGUGCAGCAGGUAUACUAGCGGGAUUACAAGCUGGGGUAGGGGCACAGGCCCCUGGUUAUCAGCAUCAGAUUCUAGUGGUUCCAGAGCCAGUGGUUCAGCCACCACAGGUUCCAGCACCGGUUGUAGGUGUACCGGCGGCCCUUGAGGUGGCCUUGGCAGAUGAUGACCAGGUCUGCUAUGAGCGGUUUCAGAAAAUGAAACCACCUCAGUUUCAUGGUGCUAAGACUGAUGAUGCUCACGAGUUUUUGACCUUGAGUCGAAAGAUGUUGGCGGCGGUACGCAUGUUAGAUGAGAGGGGCGUCCGAUUUGUGUCCCUUAAGUUACGCGGUGUCUCUAGGGAAUGGCUGAGGACCUUCAUGAGUUCGAGACCAGCGGGAUCUCCUCCCAUGGAGUGGAGUGAGUUUGCUAGUGCCUUCAAGGGUCGUUUCAUCCCUUGGAGUGUACAGGAGGAGAGUCGUAUGAGGUUUGAGAGUUUGGUGCAGGGUAGCAUGUCAGUCGCAGAUUAUGAGGCUUGGUUUUGUCGGUUGUCGAGACAUGCCUCUGCUUUGAUUUCAGGUGAGCCUGAGCGGAUUCGCAGAUUUGUCAGGGGUUUGACUCCCACUAUCCGUAGUUAUGUGUUUAGAUCAUCUCGAGAGGGUGCUUCCUUCCAGACUAUAGUGGGUGCAGCCAGAGAGGCUGAGUUGCUUGAGCGGGAUGAUUUUGGUGGGCCCAAGAGGGUCCGUACAGGUGGUCAGUAUUCGGGUACCUCGUCAGGAGGUAGGGGCCCACACAGGGGAGGCGGGUCCUUCCUGCGUCAGAGGCCAAUACAUGCUUCAUUACCAGCUAUCGAGGGUGGGCCAGCAGCUCGGGGUCCUCCAGGUUCGGGUCGAGGUGGUUAUAGUAUUACUUCGGGUUCUUCACAGUCAGGAUCCACACCGAGGUCUUGUUAUGGUUGCGGUGAUCCAGGCCACUUGAUUCAUCAGUGUCCACAUCAGACUCAGUCUGGACCACACUGUACUGUCUCCGCGGUCCCAGAGAGAGAUUCAGCACCUCCGGCUAGAGGUCGGGGUCGGGGACCGGCAUCUGGUAGAGGCGGACGAGCUUCGGGUAGAGGUGCUAGUGGCGCCUCAGGUUCACAGAGUGGGAGCAGAGGUGCCCAAUGUUAUGCUUUUCCUGGGAGGCUCGAGGCUGAGGCUUCUGAUGCAGUUAUCACAGGUAUCGUCUCAGUUUGUCAUCGGCCUGCUUCCGUGUUAUUUGAUCCUGGUUCUACAUUCUCAUAUGUGUCUACAUAUUUUGCUUUCGGCCUUGAGUUGACUUGUGAUCCUAUUCCGGGUAUUCCUAGAGUGGAGUGGAGAGGGACUAGUGGUUCGUAUCCCAACAGGGUCAUAUCUCAUAUUCGGGCUCGGAGGAUGAUUGACCGGGGUUGUUUAUCUUAUUUGGCCUUUAUUCGGGAUGUUGGAGCUGAGUCACCGGCCAUGGAGUCUAUUCCGGUGGUUCAGGAGUUCCCUGAUGUGUUUCCCGAGGAUCUACCUGGUGUUCCUCCUGUUCGUGAUAUUGACUUCUCUAUUGACUUGGAGCCGGGCACCAAGCCCAUAUCUAUUCCACCUUAUCGUAUGGCUCCAGCUGAGUUGAAAGAGUUGAAGGAUCAGAUUCAGGACUUAUUGAGUAAAGGUUUCAUACGCCCUAGUGUGUCGCCUUGGGGUGCACCGCUUCAGGGGGCAGCCUUGUUCUCUAAGAUCGACUUGAGAUCUGGGUAUCAUCAGUUGAGGAUUAAGCCUUCAGAUGUGGCGAAGACAGCUUUUCGCACAUGA
This is a messenger RNA of Solanum stenotomum, 1821 nucleotides long. RefSeq lists its product as uncharacterized. The transcript has 3 exons. The record is from RefSeq and is a predicted model, not a curated record. NCBI's taxonomy places the organism in Eukaryota, Viridiplantae, Streptophyta, Magnoliopsida, Solanales, Solanaceae. Bases 1 to 1821 code for a protein of 606 amino acids. Gene Ontology annotation, molecular function: zinc ion binding; nucleic acid binding.